AUGUAUCUACUGGUAUACGUCGACGACAUCCUCCUAACUGGAAACAACAACACCCAACUAAACGAGCUUAUACAAAAACUUCAGCAAAGAUUCAACUUGAAGCAGCUCGGCGUCGCCCACCACUUCCUCGGCAUUAAAAUCCGAUCACUCCCAGAUAAACUCUUUCUAUCUCAAGCUCACUAUGCACAAUCUAUCAUUAAUCAAGCAAACUUAGGCAAAUGCAAUUCGGUGGCAAACCCAUCUUGCACAAAACAGCUUAUUGACUGUCUUGCACUUGAUUUAUUAUCUGAUCCAAAACUCUAUCGCAGGAUAACAGGAGCGCUUCCAAACCUUACCAUAACACGUCCGGAUAUUGCAUAUGCAGUCAACAUGCUAUCCCAACAUAUGCAUGAUCCGACAAACACAAACGCGCAUCAACUAAAACGAUUACUGAGAUACAUUCAGGGUACACACAAUUUUGAUCUUCCAAUAACUAAUUCAAAUCUUCAAUUGCAGACGUUCUCGGACGCAGACUGGGCUGGAGAUCCAAUCACUCGCCGAUCGACGUCGGGAUAUUGUACGUUCUUGGGAGAUACAUUGGUAUCGUAG
Dendrobium catenatum is the source of this 588-nucleotide messenger RNA. RefSeq lists its product as uncharacterized. NCBI's taxonomy places the organism in Eukaryota, Viridiplantae, Streptophyta, Magnoliopsida, Asparagales, Orchidaceae. The record is from RefSeq and is a predicted model, not a curated record. The transcript has a single exon. The coding region runs from base 1 to 588 and encodes 195 amino acids.